Molecule: messenger RNA, 3849 nt
Organism: Symbiodinium sp. CCMP2592
Lineage: Eukaryota; Dinophyceae; Suessiales; Symbiodiniaceae
Source: the annotation of a GenBank genome assembly
AUGGGAACAUCAAAGAAGAAGGCGGUGGUAACGUCCAAGAAACCCAAGAAGAAGAGGGAGAAGAAGCGAGAAACAGAAAGUCCGAGUGAAGAACAUCGGAUAGUCACCGUGACCCUCAAUGAGCACACAUACACGGGGUAUGUGAAGACAAACAACAUCGGCAAAAGGUGCUUUGAUGCUUUGUCUGCCAAGUACCAGUGGAAGAAUGGCACUCAAUACGAAGGGCCUUUUGUACAAAGCGAUAUCCAGGGCCACGGCAAGUACACGUGGCCCGACGGCUCUUCGUAUCAAGGGAACCUGCUGAACGGAAGGCGACAUGGGCAUGGAGUCUUCCUUGCUGCGGAUGGGGUCACCAAGUACGAAGGUCAGUGGCAAAACGGCAAAAGGCAUGGUCAGGGCCGCCUUGUGUACGACCGGGCCGGCGACUCCUUCUACGAAGGGGAGUGGCAGGAUGGCUGUAAGCAUGGCCAUGGACGGCAGGUCUGGCCUAGCAAGAACAGCUACGAAGGGCAGUGGGAUCAGGGCCGCAUCCAUGGCUUCGGAACCAUGACCUGGUCUGAGAACGGAAUGCCGGAGUGCUACACUGGAGAGUGGGCGAAUGACAUGCCCGAGGGCCAUGGGAAGUAUACCUGGCAUGUCCGGGACGAUGGGCGAGAAGGCCAAGGCCCAAGGAAAGAGAUGCCUUCGCAGCAGUCCAACAACAGCUUCGAGGGCCUCUGGCAAAAGGGGCUUCGAUCAGGUUACGGAACUUUCAACUUUGCCAGUGGCGCUCAGUACAAAGGCCAGUGGUCGGAGAACAUUAAGCAUGGUGAAGGCCGGUACACCUACGAAGAUGGCCGGGUGUACACCGGAGAGUUCGUCAUGGACAACAUGGCAAAGGACAGUACUGCUAGUGAGAUUCCUGCAGAGGCAUCCACGACUCAGUUCCUCAAUGUCGGGGGGGCCGAGAACCCGGUGCGGCGGUGCGUAGAAAUCAACGACCUCACGGGCUUCUGCCUUCCCAACGACCGGGCGAUCACGGAUCCAACCGAGCUCACCGGCUACACGGACCCGACAGAGGUCUUCCGAGAAAUCUACAACAUCUUGUUGCGGCAAGUGGGGGAUCUCAAGAAGGUCUACGCCAAAGUGCGGAGGAUCAUCCAGAGACCCGGCGACGACCCCUGGGUCAUGUAUGCCUUCCAACUCUGGAUGCUUCUCCGAGAUACCGGAAUGCUGACUCCCGAAUGCCCGCUCAGUCGGGUGAACAGGUACAUCAUGUCCGGCAUGAGGCGGCACGGAGAGGCGUUUCACGAAGACCUACAGGAGCUGCGGCCCCUGACGCCGAGGCCGUCCGUGAUGAGUUCACGAGAUGCCAAGCAGGGCAAGGCUUCCAAGGAGAACUCAGGAGAGGCGACGGAGGCCACAGACGAAGACGACGACUACGACGACCAGGAGGAGGCCGAGGCAGAGGAUAGCUUCAUGCACGACGAGGAGAACGAGGACGAUGGCGACGACAGAAACAGCGCCCGGACACGACAAAGCCGAAUUAGCAGGGCCAACAGCCGAGUCAGUCGAGUGAGUCGAGGCACCAACCGUACCAUGGGUGAUGGCCCCGCUCAACCUGGGCGACGUCCCACCAUCCAAUCCUUGGGGACCAGGCAGUUUGGAUCCAGCGGCCCCAUGGACUUCUUCUUUGAUCAAAGCAAGUUUUGGCGAUUAGGAGAUGCCGAAGCCAGCGAGAAGAUCUUGGAUGUGCAUUCCCCGACGAUGUCACUCAUGUUCCGCCAUUUCCUCGAGGCGCUGGUGAGAAUGGCCCCUGCAGCCUACCCCGAGAAUCAGGGGCUGGAGUCGAUGCUCAAGGCGCUUCUUCGUGAACGGUUCCUGCCAAAGGUGGAGCAGCCAAUCGGCGUCGAGUCUUGCGGCACCUUCGAGUUCUUGGUAGAUGGCCAGCUUCAGCAGGUCUUCAAGAACUUUCAAACGAAGCUUUGGGAGCUCUUCAAAGAGAACACGACAGGAUUUGGCGCCUACGAGCUGCCGCAGUGGGCACACAUUCUGGACUUGGACGCAGACGAAGGUUCGGCAGAGAAGAAGUACAAACGCCUCACAAGCCGCCACUACGGCGGGACCUCCCGACGAGUCCACAUUCAGGGCCGAAUGUGCGUCAGCAUCCGGGUGCUUUCGCUGCCCAACAACGGGGGGUCCACUCUAUCCAGCUGGACUAAAGCCAUGGUUCGGAGCUCCGUCACGCGCCUUGCGCUUCUCGCAGGUCUGGCCCAGGCUCUGAUGGUCUGGCCGCGCGAGCUCUUCACGGGUCCGCGUCCCAGUCUCAGGCCCGGAGGAGGUUUUCGGCUUCGGAGCAUCUGCAGGGCGAGCCCGGAGGAUUACUGGAAAGUCUUGGGCGUUCCGUCUGGAACCAGUGUCAAGGAAGUCAAGAGAGCUUACCGUCGGCGUGCCAAAGAAGAGCAUCCCGAUGUGAACAAAAGCCCCGGCGCCUUGAAGCGUUGGCAAAAACUGUCGGAGGCUUAUGGAAAGUUAAUCGACCCGGAGUACCGGAAAAAGUGGAGUGAGGAAGAGGCGAGACGCUCCGCUCGGACUCAGGAAAGUCGCAGAACCUACACCUCCAACCCAGGGACUUCCGCCAAAAGGGCAGAUGAUAUCCGAGAGCCACCAGCUGCAGGUUUCCCGAAGUCGAGGGACGCAAAGAAGUGGGCCGCUGCUGGCUGGGAUGCUUUUCAGGACAUCCUGCGCCGUGCAGACUCGCUCCGUCAGCCACAGGGAUACAGAGACGCUUCUGCCGUCCGAGAGUUCCAGGCUUCUAAGGAAGAUUUGGCGAAAGCCCAGCAAAAACUGAAACAACUCAGCUCGGAUGAAGAGUACUACCUGAACUUGACGGAGUCCUACCAGCGCAGUGGACAGAAGAGGGAGGAGCUGCGAGCGGGGCUCAGGACACUCGAGAUACGUGAGGAGUUGAAGAAGCUCCGAGCACGAAUCCGCAGUCUGUCCGAGCAAGCGGACUACUGGCGCAGUGUGUCCGACGCUUUGCACAUCCUGAACUGUGCGAACCUGCUUUGCAUCGGCAGCAUUCAGUCCUGCAUCGACAACCCAACGGGCAGCGUGUUCACGGUACAGCAAGAAGAGCCAGCAUUGGCAGAGCCGAUCGAGCGGCCGGUCACAACCAGCUCUCCCGGCACAACGCCCAUCGAUGAGCUCGCCUCCCUCAAGGGGGCCAUGAGCGAAAUGCCGUUUGAUGCCGAGAUUGAUGCCGGCUUCAUCGCAGUGGCUUGUGCUUCGAGCUUUCAGUUUUCGGCCGGAGAUGGUGGUGUGCAAAGUUGGGCCCAUGGAGACAAGGGCAGGCCACAAAUAAUGGUGAUCACCAUCCUGGCGGGCGGCGAACUCACGAUCCAAACGAUUGGAGCUUGCCUCGUCUUUUUUGCAACACGAAUCUGCCACUGGGCCUUUGUCAGUGCCAUCCACAUUUGGUGGCUGUCACCGCGCAACAGGAAUGUGUACAUUAAGGAGUUUGCAGCUGAGGCCGCGAAGGGCAACGUGGACAUGACCUUGAUGUUGAAGCAUCAUCCUGAGACCAUGUCUGAGACCUUUGGGGAUACCUCCACCACGGAGUUUCAAAUAGUCGAAGCCACCGCCAGGCCGGCGGCGCAUCUCCUCCUCCUGGGCAAUGUCAUGAUGCACCUCAAGGGCGGCGACAUCUUCUCGUGCUGCUUGCAUGCCUUUCGUGGCGCCAUCGCGCCUUUCGGUCUCAUGAUGGUCAUGAACACUCCCGUCAUAUCGGGAGCAGGCAACCUUCCAUGCCCGUGCAUCUGCGUUUGCGUUUGUGUGUGUGUGUGUGUCCACCCCUGUUUCGAAGGGUAG